Bacidia gigantensis is the source of this 1698-nucleotide messenger RNA. RefSeq lists its product as uncharacterized. Gene Ontology annotation, biological process: transmembrane transport. Lineage: Eukaryota; Fungi; Ascomycota; Lecanoromycetes; Lecanorales; Ramalinaceae. Bases 1 to 1698 code for a protein of 565 amino acids. The transcript is spliced from 3 exons. The record is from RefSeq and is a predicted model, not a curated record. Gene Ontology annotation, cellular component: membrane. Gene Ontology annotation, molecular function: transmembrane transporter activity.
AUGUCGUCCUACGAACUCCUACAUCAUGGUCAUGCAUCAACCGACAGCCUGGUAGUCAGUGACGGCCACUCACUCGAUACAAAUAACGCAGCAUCCGAAUCCUCAUCAUAUCUUGACGGGCCCAGGACUCCUCAUGAAGAAUAUCAAUUAGCAGAUCUCUCGACGACGGGCAAUGCGGUCAAGUCUGGGAAUCGGAAGAGGGAUGGCAGAUCCUACAAUGCGGACGAUGACUUCAGCGAUGAUGCGGAUACUUUGUGUGAGGAGAAACCUCGAAGGGGUAGACCUCCUACCAUCCAGAGUUCCAUGCCCUACACCGUGGACGAGGAGCGCGAAGUCGUAAGGCGGCUGGAUCGCAGACUUGUCUUGUUUGUUGCCUUCUUGUACAUGCUAUCUUUUCUUGAUCGAUCGAAUAUUGGAAAUGCAAAAGUAGCAGGGAUGUACAAUGAUCUACACUUGAGUUCCGAGCAAUUUGAAUGGCUACUAAGGGCCUUUUACAUCACAUAUGUCCUAUUUGAAUGGAUGACCUUGCUGUGGAAGGUCUUUGCGGCCCAUAAAUACCUUGCAAUCGUUGUGGGAUCGUGGGGUAUAAUUGCGUCUUUACAAGCUCUGACGUUUUCCUUUUGGUCAAUCUUGAUUCUACGUGCAUGCUUGGGUAUUGGAGAGGCGGGGUUCGUCGGCAUUCCCUUCUAUCUGUCGAUGUUCUUCAAACGUGAGGAGUUGGCAUUGAGGACAGGACUCUUCAUUUCUGCGGCUCCAUUGGCAACUGCGAUCGCCGGUACGCUGGCCUGGAUGUUAACUAAGAUUGGGGACCAGGUACCGAUCGCAUCUUGGCGACUUUUAUUCCUCCUUGAGGGGUUUCCGAGUGCCGUUGUAGCAGUCUUUGUCUGGAUUAACAUCCCAGAUGAGCCGGGGAAUGCUAAAUUUCUCAACCCCCGGCAGCGAAAGGUGGCAAAGCUGCGUUUGAGAAGGGACGAUGAUCCAAAGGCGACAGAGCGAAAGGGUCUGACAUGGAAGGACAUUGGCCAUACCUUGAUCGAUCCGAAAGCGUACCUUAUGGCAGCUAUGAUGUUUUGCUGCAACGUGGCUUUCAGCUCACUACCGGUGUUCCUUCCUACCAUCAUUAAUGAAAUGGGCUAUUCCAGAUUGAGCUCACAAGCGCUGUCUGCACCACCCUAUUUCGUUGCCUUCUUCACCGUCCUUGUCACUGCCUGGCUUUCAGAUUCAUACCGUGUCCGCAGCAAUUUCGUCAUAUUCCACGCCUUGCUGGCCGCAUCGGGGUACACAUUGAUGGCUGUUGCAGGAACCAACGAAGCAGGUCCUUUGAUCCGGUACAUAGGUGUCUAUCCAGCGGCGAUGGGCUUCUUCUCCGCCGUGACGAUUAUCAUCACCUGGGCACUCAACAAUCAAAAACACGAUACAGGCAAAGCUACGGGGCUAUCCAUCAUCCAGUAUAUAGGUCAGCUGGGGCCUCUAGUAGGCGUACAUCUCUAUCCUCAAAGCGACCGUCCCUACUUUGUCAAAGGCAUGGCAACUUGUGCGGGUUUCAUGGGCAUGGUGGCAAUACUAGCUGUUGCGAUGAGGCUGAUUCUGAUGUCGAAGAAUCGAAAACAAGGCAUAGCCCAAGAACGAAACGAGGAUGAAGGUGACGCGCUCGUUGGCUCACAAAGAGCGGGCGAGCGUUUUGUCUUUAUUAUAUAA